Trifolium pratense (red clover) is the source of this 776-nucleotide messenger RNA. RefSeq names its product transmembrane protein 230-like. Bases 159 to 470 code for a protein of 103 amino acids. The transcript has 2 exons. Gene Ontology annotation, cellular component: endomembrane system. The record is from RefSeq and is a predicted model, not a curated record. Lineage: Eukaryota; Viridiplantae; Streptophyta; Magnoliopsida; Fabales; Fabaceae.
CACAUCUUAACGAAGAAGCAAAAGCUAAAUUGAUCUAAACUCAACCCCACCCAAAACCCUGUCCACUUCCACCAACCUCCCUCCCACAUCCAAAUCUACAAACAAAGAAUCAAAACCCACAGACAAAACACAAACCUAGCUACCAACAAAACAAAACAAUGGCAUACGUAGAUCAUGCUUUUUCGAUUUCAGACGAGGAUAUCAUGAUUGGAACCUCUUACACUGUCAACAACAAACCUCCCAUCAAGGAGAUCGCCCUCGCUGUUUCUCUUCUCGUAUUCGGUUUCCUCAGUAUCAUCAUCGGUUUCUUCAUGGCUUAUAAUCAUGUCGGUGGUGACAUUGCUCAUGGGCUAUUCUUUGCAAUACUCGGAAUGUUAGUGUUCAUACCAGGUUUCUACUACACGCGGAUUGCUUAUUAUGCUUACAAAGGAUACAAAGGGUUCUCUUUCUCUAACAUUCCUCCCGUCUAGCUAUCAUAAUUUCAGUUUCUCGUUCGGCAUCAUUAUGUACAGAUCUUCACUUGUUGUACUUGUACUCUACUGCUCUACUCUCUUCCUUUUUUUCUUGUAUUUUAUUCUAUUUUUCUUGUCUUGCCCGAUGUAAAAUGAGUGCCUAGAUUUAGAUUGUAAUUGCUCUUAAUAUAUACUACUACAAUUUACUACUGCUGUUUAGAUUUUGUUGUUUAGUGUUAAUUGUCAUGCUCCGAAUCUGUUGUUGAAUAGCUUGUGCUCCGCAUUUUCUUUAUGAUUUUAAUAAUAGAAGCACACUUGAAGAAA